AUGCGUUGCCAUUACGAUGUAUUAGGCGUUGCCAGAAACGUAGGUGCUGAUGAACUGAAGAAGUCAUAUAGGAAAUUGGCCUUGCAGUAUCACCCUGAUAAAAAUCCAGACAAUGUCGAGGAAAGCACGCGUGCUUUUCGAAAAGUGCAACAGGCCUACGAAGUUCUGAGUGAUCCUCAGGAACGAGCAUUUUAUGACAAGCACAGAGAAGCAAUUCUUAAAGGAGGCGAAGACUUCGUUGACAAUGAGUUAGAUUUAAUGAAAUAUUUCGAUGCUUCAGUAUACAAAGGAUAUGGUGAUGAUUCUGAGGGGUUUUUUGCUGUAUAUAGCUGGGUCUUUAAGAAGAUUUUUGAAGAAGAUGAGCCAUAUAGAGAUGAAGAGGAUGAGGCUGCCCACAUCCUUUGUCCAGAUUUUGGAAGUUCAGAAACGAAGUAUGAAGAGGGAGUGAAAGAAUUUUAUAGUUACUGGCAGAACUAUUGUUCACUCAAGUCAUAUGUAUGGUGUGAGAAAUAUGAUAUCAGACAGGCAGCAAAUAGGCCAACUCUGCGACUAAUGGAGAAAGAAAACAAAAAAUUUAGAGAUGCUGCAAGAAGAAAGAGAAGUGAAGAAGUGAGAGCUUUGGCAGCGUUUGUGAAGAAGAGGGACAGGAGGGUCAAAGAUUACAUUAAACGACUGGAAGAACAGGAAAAAUCACAAAAAGAAGCUUCAGAAAAGAAGAGGUUGGAGCAAAUCAAAGAAAAGAACAAGAAGUUAGAGGAAUAUGAAGAACAAGGAUGGAUGUCAUAUGCCAAUAUGCAGAGAGAGCUACAUGAAAUAGAGUCACAUUUCAUGAGUGAACCAGAAGAAGGUUCUGAUUCAGAUGAGGAUAUUCAGAGGUUUUACUGCAUAGCUUGUGAAAAAAGUUUCAAAUCUGAAAAAGCUUUGACAAAUCAUGAGAAAUCAAAAAAACAUAAAGAAAAUGUUGAACUGAUUAAGCAAGAAAUGGAAAAUCAUCUAAUCACAGCAGCAUAUACAAAAGCAAAUGAAAGUGUAGUUGAUGAUGCAUUAGAAUGCAGUAUGGAAGAUGCUGUGAGAUUGUCGCUGCCUGAUGAAAACGUAAAACAAGGAAAAACAGAAGAAAGUGAAAAUUUUUCCCAUCUGGAUAAUUCUCUAUCUAGAGAGGGUCAAAGGCAAGAUGGAUGUAAGAGACCCUACCACCAUCUUGAUAGUGUGUCAUUACCCUCAAAUUAUGUCAACUUAGAGAUCAAAAGGCAUUCCAGAGGAGAAGAUUUGACAUUAGAUUUUGAAAAAUGGAGCACAUCAGUCAACCAAUCACAGACAACAUUUAUGAGUGAAUCAGAUAGUGAUGAAGAAUUAGAUAAUCUUAAGGUAGAGACUGAAGAUCAAAAUAGUUGCCAGUCAGAAGAGAAUAGAAAAGAUGUGGAAGAUUACAAUGAACUCAAGGCCGAAGUAUCUGUUGAUUCGGAGGAGCUAGCAACAUUUAUGGCAAAUGGAAUUUCUGCUCGUCUUGGCAAGUGUGCUCAAGAUUCUUUGCAUUUGCCACGAAAAGCAUCAAGCAAAAAGAAGUUAAAAGAAAAGCGCAGUAGUCUCAGGCAUUCAAAUAGCACUGAUUCUCAAGAUACAGAUGAACGAUCAGAUGAGGUGUUUGAAAAUAUUGAUGCAUUUGAUGCACAUCUGGGGCAUUCAAGAAUUUGUGACUCCAUAAAAAUUAGUAAGACAAAGGCUUUGCCCAAGACAAAAAGAAAGAAAAACCUUGUCAAAAUAUUGGAAAGAUCAGCUAGUAGUGACAUAGAUACAAGUAAACAAGAGGAUGUUACUGUUGAAGGGAAUAUUGAAAAAAGUGCAGAGAAACCGGUUAAUGAAUUAGUAGAAAAUGACAACUCUCUUCAAGAUCAUGAGGUGAAAGGAAACAAAGCAAAAGAAAAUAGAAAAGAAGCAAAAAGUUCUAAUGGUAUUGAGUCAAAAUGCAAUGUUUGCUCAAAAAAUUUCUCGUCACGAACUAAAUUAUUUGACCAUAUUAAAGCAGAGGGCCACGCUAUGAGAGUAGAGCCACCAGAAGGGGAAAACUCAAAAGGAAAGAAAAAGAAAAAAAGAAAGUGA
Molecule: messenger RNA, 2100 nt
Organism: Rhopilema esculentum
Lineage: Eukaryota; Metazoa; Cnidaria; Scyphozoa; Rhizostomeae; Rhizostomatidae
Source: RefSeq, a predicted model, not a curated record